AGAUUCGAGUAUUGGUAUUAAUGGAGAACUGGUUGGGACUUCUUAGAAUUCAUGUGCAGAGAGGAGUGAAUCUUGCUAUCCGAGACUCCAUAAGCAGUGAUCCUUAUGUUGUUGUCAGGAUGGGCAAGCAGAAGUUGAAGACUCGUGUCGUGAAGAGGAACGUGAAUCCAGAGUGGAAUGAUUUUCUCACGCUUUCCGUCACUGAUCCAAAUACUCCAGUUAAGCUGUUUGUGUAUGACAAGGACACUUUCAGUUUUGACGACAAAAUGGGAGACGCAGAAUUUGAGAUUGGCCCGUUUUUCAAGGCAGUGAAAAUGGGUUUGCAAUUGCAGGGCUUACCAGAUGGAACCAUAAUCUCAAAAGUGGAAGCCAACAGGCAAAACUGCGUUGCUGAGGAGAGCAAGAUUUUGGUCUCAAAUGACAAAGUUGUUCAGAACAUGGUUUUGAGGCUGAGGAAUGUCGAGUGUGGUGAAGUUGAGCUUCAGUUGCAAUGGAUUGAUGUUCCCACCUCAAAGGCCUUGCAGAACAAUUAGUAUAGACAAAGUAGAAAAAGAGUAUUUGAGUUUAAGAGAAUGUUCUUUAAAACUUGAGUCCUAUUCUCGUUUUGUAAUAGAUAUAUACAAGAAUGUUCUUUUGUUCUUGAAAACUUUACAUGCAUCUUCUCGAAGAAACAAGAAGGAUGUCCAACAAUCAUGUUUAUUUAAUUAAAUAAUUUUGUUUAUGAACUGCUUUGUGGUUGGAAUUAUUCCCAACAAGCACAACAGCAACACAAGCUAAGCUGUCUCCAGGGUUGUCAAGAUUGAGAAAGCAGCGUUGUGGCGGA
Morus notabilis is the source of this 823-nucleotide messenger RNA. Its product is annotated as protein C2-DOMAIN ABA-RELATED 1. The coding region runs from base 21 to 533 and encodes 170 amino acids. The record is from RefSeq and is a predicted model, not a curated record. Lineage: Eukaryota; Viridiplantae; Streptophyta; Magnoliopsida; Rosales; Moraceae. The transcript is spliced from 3 exons.